Molecule: messenger RNA, 1499 nt
Organism: Erythranthe guttata (spotted monkey flower)
Lineage: Eukaryota; Viridiplantae; Streptophyta; Magnoliopsida; Lamiales; Phrymaceae
Product: transmembrane protein, putative (DUF677)
Source: RefSeq, a predicted model, not a curated record
GUUCAAAUAAUUAUUGUUUCAGUCCAAAUUAGACUUCAUGGUACACAUCAUUAGUCACAGAUGAGUUAUUAUUAACAUUUAAUCAGGGAAGAAAAAAUAAUAAAACAAUGCUGAUGUCAUCACCUUAUCAUCGUUCAUCAUCUCCAUAUAUAUAAAUAAAAUAUAAUCCAUGUAUCUUUUGUUUUCUUUCUAAGAUACAAAUAGAGACAAUAUAAUAUAUUCUCUCAUUGUUAGUUUAAUUUGAUGACAAGCAUGAAAUUGAAAACUUCAUUUACUUCUAAGAAAAGCAAUUAAAAUUUUCUAAGGCACAUAUAUAAAUAUAAGAACGUAUAUUAAUACAUAAUAUACUUGCGCUCCCUUAGCUUCUUCACAAAUUGGUAGCCAAUUAAGCUAUUUUCGGAGAAAACAGCAAUGAAGAUCAUCAAGAAGUUUUUCGCAUGCACCGUGACCCAAAUGGACGAUCCGAACCCGGAAACUCCGAACCUCCGAGAAGAAUACGCUAACGCAUUUCGGACCGAAUCUUAUAACGAUUUCUGGUCAAACGUUCUUGCCCUAAACAAAGGGGUUCUUACUACCCACAGAAGCCUCGGCUCGACCACCGCGGCUCGUCUCCCAUCCUAUCGGCUCUUUGCCGAGCAUCUCUUGGAUCCGGAUCAGUCGACGGUAGCACGGAUCUUGGGUUUGACCCGAACCCAUCCGAAGAUUUCUUCCCUCAUGACCGAUUACUUUACCAACACGUCGGAUGCUUCUCAUUUAUGUGGGUUACUUCUCAAAGAUAUCGACCGCAUGAGGAGACGGUACAAAUCCGUUAAAGACCCGUCUCAAAACGGGUCGGGUCAAGAAACAAACCAUUUGCCCAUUGUACUGACCCGAAUGACCAUAUUCUCAAGGUCCAACCCGUUUUGCCCGUUGGCCCCAUCCAUGAGCCGUUUCCAAGCCGUGCAGAGCAGCUCAUCCAGCUUGCUCAAGAAGCUCGAGCUGCGCCGCGACAAGACACAUGCCAAAAUGCGCCGGCUCAAGAAGCUCAAGUUCGGCUCGGCUGUGUUCCUCGUGGCUCUAACGGCUUCCCUGCUGGUGAUUGUUGCGGCUCACGCCCUUGUAUUGCUGGUGGCUGCGCCGGGUGUGAUGACGGCUUCACUCGAGCUGAUUUCAAUAGAGAAGCUGGCUAGGUGGUCGGCUCAGCUCGACGCGGCGGCUAAAGGGACGUACAUACUGAUCAGAGACUUGGACACCAUAAGUCGUCUGGUGACUCGGCUAAACAACGAGCUGGAACAUGUUGAAGCUCUGAUGAAGCUGUGGCUAGAGAGAGGGGAUGAUCGGCUCCAAGCCAGUGAAGAAGUGGCUUGCCAGCUGAAGAAAAAUGACCAGAGCUUCGUUGAACAGCUUGAUGAGCUGGAAGAGCAUUUAUACCUAUGUUUUAUGACCAUCAAUAGAGCUAGAAACCUUGUCACUAAAGAAAUUAUAGUUCUCCCUCCUUGAAAUUAUUCAACACAAAUAUA